Molecule: messenger RNA, 4886 nt
Organism: Thrips palmi
Lineage: Eukaryota; Metazoa; Arthropoda; Insecta; Thysanoptera; Thripidae
Gene: BicC
Product: protein bicaudal C
Cellular component (GO): cytoplasm
Molecular function (GO): protein binding; RNA binding
Source: RefSeq, a predicted model, not a curated record
UGUUCCAGAGCUCCAGCCCAGCCGCCAGCCGGCCGGUCAGUCAGUCGCUCGCUGGUCGGUUGUCUGUGAAUGGGUUCGGCUUGACGGCAGUAGGGACGAGACAGCACGGGACAACAGUCAAAUAUUGCCAACGCUCCCACAUCGACUCAUCUGUGGAACAGACGAAAACGUCCCUCCGUCACCUGGCUUAUAAACUAUUCCCCCAUCGUUAAGUUAUUAUUACAACGACCAGAAGUUCUACUAGCGACUCAAUUUAUCUCUCGUCAACGCGUAGCGUUUAGUUUAACCCGAGUGUGUGAUUGCACCGUACUUGUUCCCGACCUUCCGCGAUGUUGACCUCGAGGUACGAGCUGCUGCCCGAGAUGGCCUGCUUGUCGUCUGACGCGGUGUCGGAGGUGUCGACGCGGGGCUCCAGCAUGUACAGUGACUCCCGCGAGGACCUGCGGGAUUUGGCCACCUCGCUCGGCCUCCAGGACGUGGACCAACUGUGCCAGGACAGGUUCCGCGUGGACCGCCGCAAGCUGGAGCACAUGCUGUUGGGUGACACCCCGACCAAGGAGACCGCUGCGGAGUUUUUCCAGCGGGUCAUGGACGAAACCAAUACACUCAUCAUUUGGCCAGCUCGAUUGAAGAUUGGAUCGAAAUCAAAAAAUGACCCUCAUGUUAGGAUCGCUGGUCGACCCGAAGAUGUGAAGGAGGCCAAAGCCAAAGUGAUGGGUGCUCUGGAUGUUAGGAGCAAUCGAGUGACAAUGAAACUUAAUGUGAGCUAUACUGACCAUUCCCACAUCAUUGGAAGAGGUGGUUUGACUAUCAAGCGAGUGAUGGAGGAUACUGGGUGCCAUAUUCAUUUUCCUGACUCCAACCGAAGCAACCCUAUGGAGAAAAGUAACCAGGUUUCAAUCGCAGGAGACUUGGAUGGAGUAGAGAGAGCCCGUGCUCGCGUGAGAGAAUUGACACCUUUGAUGUUUAGUUUUGAGCUGCCUAUUGUUGGAACACUUCAACCACAUCCUGAUCUAGAGUCACCUUUUUUGCUCUCUGUACAAGAGAAAUUCAAUGUUCAAGUUAUGUUCCGUACUCGCCCCAAAUUGCAUGCUACUUUGGUGGUAGUCAAAGGUUGCGAAUGGGAGGUUUCCCAAGUUAAAGAGGCUACUUUACUUCUCAUCAACCAUAUGUGUGACUCUCUUGCUAAUCAGGUGCAGGUGCAAAUGUCAAUGGAAAUCUCACCUCAGCAUCACCCUACUGUUGUUGGAAAAAAUAAUGCUAACCUGAAAAUGAUUAUGCAUCGCACAGCUACUCAAAUUAUGUUUCCCGACGCAUGUGAUCCCAAUAUUCCAUCAAUUAAGAAGAGUAAUGUGCUUAUUACUGGAGUGAUCCACAAUGUGUACUUGGCACGUCAACAACUGCUUGGCUCAUUACCUCUUGUUUUGAUGUUUGAUGUUCCUGACGAAUCUGUAUCGAUUCAAAAUGAACAAGUGACUCAGCUUAUGCAAACCCAUGAUGUACUCAUUACAAUUCGUCACAAACCAAAGCAGAACAGCAUGUCAAUAAUUGUGAAAGGAAUCGAGCGUAAUGCAAGUAAAAUUUAUGAGGCAAGGACACAACUUCUUAACUUAAAAGAAGCGAAUGUUAAGGCUGAGAUCCCUCAAUCUUAUCAAUUGAUGGAUAGUCCAACCUUGUAUGACCGCAAUUCAAAUCUUGUCAAAGGAGUUACUAGUCCAUUUAGUAUGCUGUCUAUCAAUACCGGGAACAGCAUGUUCACCAUGCCAUCACCAACUUCUCUUUCUCCUGGCAUUUCACCUAGUCUGAUGUCACCAAGCCCUAGUGUGUCUUCUUUGGCAUCUCUUGGGUUACCGUGGAGCAAUGUGGGUCUCCUUCAGUCAGCACAUGAGCACUCGAACCAAAACAUGUCUCAGCACCCCUUUGCUCAGCUGCUGAACUCCCCUAUGUCACCAGGACAACAGUAUCAUCAGCACAGUCCAUACCACCAACAACAACUUCUACUUCAGCAGCUUUUGCCCAGGAUGCAAGCUCAUGGUCUUUCGCAGUCCCAAGUUCCCUCAAGUGGACCUCUUUCUGAUGGUGGAUGCAGUGGCAGCUGUUCAUCUCUGGGCUAUCAUAGUCGACCCAGUAGCCAUUUAUCGGGAAGUUCACAAUCUCUUGACUGUAGAGACUAUCAAGUUCAUUCAUCCAUGAGCAGCCAUAGCCAUGGUGGAAGUUCUCUUGGAAGUCCCAGUGCCAGUCCUCGUAUGUCAUCCCCGCGUCCGAAUUUGAAUGAUUCUAAAGAGCAUUCUGAGAUCAGCCAUAAGAAUGCUGAACAACAAAGGGCUUUGAGCUCUGCCAUUGAAUACCAACGCAAGAAAGCGCUUGCUGCAAAAGCCAUGCAAAUGAAACCUACGCCUGAAAUUCUGCGCGUUCCUUCUUCUAUAUGGGCAGGCUAUGGAUUUAGCCAUUCUAGUCCUAGUGCUGCGUUGAAGGAACAAUUCAAGCGUGAAGGCUUGAUCUCUGAGACUGAAGAAGCGGAUUGUUGGAAGAAUUCUGUUUCUGAAGGCCUUGGAUCCCCAUCUAGCUCUACCUUCCCUUCUGUAGCGGAUCUGGGUGUGGCACUGACACCUGGGUCUGGCAACAAGGGCAGAGACAGUCCCUUUAGCUCAAGUAGUUAUCUUGACUCCAUACCUUCUUCAUCUCGAGCAUCUGUCUCUUCAAUGAAAGCUACCGAUCUGACUUCACUACUUAUUUCCAUUGGAAUGGAAAAAUAUAUCAAUGUCUUCAAGGAGCAUGAAAUUGACCUUAAUGUUUUCAUGACACUCACUGACAAGGACCUGAGGGACAUAGGAGUGUCUACCUUUGGAGCUCGACGCACUAUGCUUAUGUCAAUUUCCCAGCACAAAGGACAAAGCAGCCCAUUCCGCUGCAGUGCAGCUCCAGGUGCAGAACGAAAAGGCUCCUCAUCUACAACUGGAACCAACAGCCCUUCCGACAUAUGGUAGAAUAAUCCAUGCACCAUUCGGCCAACCGUACUAACUUUUAUGCUGGUUCUUCUAAUAGGGUACCUUUUCCAAUGACCUAUAAAAUUUUCAAAUUAUUUAUCUUGGAUUGUGAAGAGGGUAAUCAAUCCAAGUGUCAUGUUAUAUUGUAUGAUGAAGUUAAAUGCAUUUCUAUUGUUUUUCUGACCAAAGUCAAAGUUGAAAAUGCCUGUUUUGCCAGUUGCAAAUUGUUAACUUUGUGACCAUCCUGUAACUGUUGGCCUAAAUAAUGACUUAGGAAACACUUGGUGGAUGGGUUUUGAUUCUGGAAUUAACAUUAGAACUGAGUUAGAAUUUCUAGCAUUGUGGUACUUACUGGUGGAAGUGGAACUUUUAAAACUUAAAUUUUAUAGGAAAUAGCCAAAAACAUUUUAUGAAAAUGAGAAUACAACUAUAAGCAUUUUUAAAUUCUUUGUAAAGUAGUUUUUGGAUUGAUUCAAUUUUUGUGAUUUAUUCUAGCAGUAUGAUGGCUAAAGUUACCCUGAAUAAGAAAAUAAGCUAUGUUUUUGUAGUGAUUGCUCUUUGUUUGAUUGUGAGAUGUGAUGCUGCAACGAUUCUCUCUUGAUGGUCAAUUUUACUGGUCUCUGCUAUGUAGUCAGAUUCCACAACUUUGUUUUGUGCUGACUAGGCAUUGUAGACGUUGCAGUAUUUCAGUACGGUGUCUAGUUUGUCAUUGUAUCAGUUGAGUAUUUUAAUAAUUCUUUGAGCUUGAAAUCCUGCUCAGACUGAGGCAUUAAUAACCUGGUGCACCACUUUUGCUGUGUCAUGGAUAAACAAAGUAACGUAGGGUUUUAUGAGAGAACAAGACCUUGCCCACUUGCCAAUAUGGCUUUCUAGUCGUACUUUCUUACAAUGCAAGUGCCAAAGUGAUUUAACGUUUGUGAAUUAUAUUUAUAUUUGAUAUUUGUGUUAUGAUUUUGUUAUUGUUUCUUUAAUGCAUGCUUAUAUGAAAUUGUAAAAUGUCUGCUUUGUACUGGUAUUCUCUUACCUUUAAUGAGAGUAUUUGUCAAACAGAGAUUUUUAAGCAUGCUUCUGAUUUGUUUGCCUAUUCCCCCUUCUUUUGUUUUGUUUUUUGGUGCAUUGCAUACACAUGCUCCCUUAGUGCUGUUUUGUUUGGGGAAGGUAUUUGUAUUGAGAUUGACUGACAGACCCUGCAAAAUUUGUACGGUCUGGUUUAGUAUGAGAUGGGUUUUUGUACCAACUGUUUUAUCAUAACAUCACCAUGCUGGUUAAUGGUAGAUUAGGUAGUAUUGCUUGCUUAAUUUAUUCAAAGUAACUGAUCUGAUUGAUGAGCUGUGUGAGGAAGAUGCUUUCCCUAACAUAAUAUUCAAGUUGAUGGUGGAGGAACCUCUUUGAAUUUCUAUACUUUGUAACAUUUUUGUAAUUUUAUCACUAUUUUUGGAUAAUUUUAACAGUAGUUUUUAAUGUCUUCCAUGUGCUAGAGGCUCAGGAUUGUAAUAUGAUUUGACCGAUGACAAGACAGGAAGAGUUGAUCUAAGUUAUUAUUCAUGUUGAUUGCCACAGAGUACUUCCUCGUAUUGAAUGAAAUGGUGAAGUGAGGAAAAUUCUUUAUGAUGAUUUCAGUUGUGGUCGUUGUAUUUAUCGUACUUUGUUUGAAGACUUUGUAAGGUGUUUGGCUUAGUGUUAAGGAGAGCAGAAUAUUUGACUAGCGUCUUGUGCCAUUUAGGUUACAUCUGGAGGAUGUAUAUAUUUGUACCUGUACAUUCCUUGCAACUGUUCUGUGAUAGCUUGCUGCUGGUCUUGUAAUGCUGCUUGACAUUGUCAAGCUUUUCUUUAAGGUUUGAACUGUACAACUUUGUAUGUAGUUAAUUUACUUAGAUAAUAAAUGUUUUCUUCACUCAA